AUGAUCAAGAUGUGGGAAAGACACUGCCUACGUCCCGUCCAAGGCUCUACUCCGACUCUCAUCCCGAUUUUCCUCUACGGGACUGCCUGGAAGAAAGAUCGGACAGCCGAUCUGGUCUACAAUGCGGUCAACGCCGGCUUCCGCGGCAUCGACACAGCAGCUCAGCCACGACACUACCAGGAGCCAUUGGUCGGUGAUGGAAUUCGCAGGGCGAUUGCGGAUGGAGUAGUGCGACGAGAGGAGCUCUACGUGCAAACCAAAUUUAGUCCGAUUUCCGCCCAAGAUCCGGACAACAUGCCGUAUGAUGCCAAUGCAUCUUUAACGGAGCAGGUCCAUGCAUCAAUCAAGUCAUCUUUGUACAAUCUCCGGCCAUCCGCUGACCCGAGUAGCGUGGGCGAAGCCUACAUUGACACGGUGGUCGUCCAUAGUCCGUUGAGGACUAUCGAGCAGACCAUCGAGGUAUGGGAGGCAUUGGAGACCUAUGUGCCCCACAAGAUUCGUAACCUGGGAAUUUCUAAUUGCCCUCUCCCGGUGCUCCAGGCUCUUUAUACCUCUCCCGUGGUCAAGGUGAAGCCUGCAGUUGUGCAGAAUCGAUUCUACGAAGAUACUCUAUAUGAUGUACCACUCCGGUCAUUCUGUCGCGAUAAUGACAUCAUUUACCAAAGCUUCUGGACUCUGACUGCAAACCCAGAGCUUUUACGAUCGGAACCUGUGCAGAAGCUCGCUGCUUACGUGGGGAUCAGCCCCGCAGCUGCGCUGUAUGCGCUGGUGAUGGGACUCGGUAACAUUACUGUACUGAAUGGCACCAAGAAUGAAACCCGCAUGGCAGAGGACUUGAAUAGCCCGAAGAAGGUGGAAGAGUUUACACAAAAUCAACCAGCUCAGUGGCAGGCAUUGUUGGAUGGAUUCCAGGAACUCGUUGGUGAUGAUGCCACAAACUAG
Messenger RNA from Penicillium longicatenatum, 942 nucleotides. RefSeq names its product putative aldo-keto reductase (AKR). The transcript has 2 exons. The record is from RefSeq and is a predicted model, not a curated record. Bases 1 to 942 code for a protein of 313 amino acids. Gene Ontology annotation, molecular function: aldose reductase (NADPH) activity. Lineage: Eukaryota; Fungi; Ascomycota; Eurotiomycetes; Eurotiales; Aspergillaceae. Gene Ontology annotation, cellular component: cytosol.